Molecule: messenger RNA, 921 nt
Organism: Closterium sp. NIES-65
Lineage: Eukaryota; Viridiplantae; Streptophyta; Zygnematophyceae; Desmidiales; Closteriaceae
Source: the annotation of a GenBank genome assembly
AUGGCUAGUCCUACUAUUCUUACCUUUGAUGCUGAGGGCCGUGCGGUCAAUUUUGAAAUUUGGGUAGAUGACUUGCAGCUCUAUCUUCAGUGCGACUCUAGGGACGGCGUCUCGCUUUUCGAUCACACGUCCGGCGCCUCUGUUGCACGUGCUGCCGACGCUGACAGUACGGUUUGCUCACAGCGGACUACUCAUGACGCUGUUGCUCGCCUUGCUGGUCGUAGUCACCUGCCGUCUGCUGAGCGCGCGCAUUUUGGCCAGUCCAAGACAGCUAAGUCUCUAUAUGACACUGUCGUCGCACGCUACUCCUCCCCUGCCUCUGCUGCCCUCAGCCGCCUCAUGCUGCCGUACUUGUUCCCUGACCUCGCUGCUUUUGCCACAGCCGCUGACCUCAUCACUCACCUCCGCACUAGUGACACCCGCUACUGCGCUGCGCUUCCCUACGAGGACCACUUUCUCUCCCUUUGCCCCACCGAGCUCACCUUCGACAUGCUCGAGGAGCGGCUCACUGCAGUUGAGACUAGCAUAGUCGCUGUAGGAGUUUCUCGCGGCAACCCUCGCGCCCCUUUCUUUGAGGGGUGUUCCCCCGUUCCCCUUUUGCCCUCUGUUGCUUCUGCUGCUGCUGUCAACCUCGUUGGCACCGAGGCCGUCGGGGCUGCAACUGCUCCUAGUGGGAGGCGCCGCAGCGGCAAGGGCAAGGGGGAAAAGGGUGGUGGAGGGGACGGCGGGGGCGGCGGUGGUGGCGGUGGAGGAGGUGGAGGGGGUGGGAGUGGAGGUGGGGGUGGUGGCGGGAGCGGGGGCGUCGGUGGCGGCGAUGGAGGUGGGGGCGGUGGCGGCAGCGGCAGUGGGGGUGGCGGCGGCGGUGGUGAUGGUCGGGGUGGAGCCGUGCAGCGUGGAGGCUUUGGCGGUGGCAAGUGCUAG